ACCGGCCAGGGGUCGGGAGGCUAUGGGAGCUCAGGGCAGGCACCUCCCAUGCUCCCGCGGGAGCCACCAGGACAUGAAGGUCAUAGGCCUCUCCUCUCCUCCUCUUCCUGUUUGACCUGAAUGCCCCCAGGCCAACUGCCUCAAGGAUUCCAUCUGAGAAGAUGCAGGCUGGGUGUGUGGGGAGCAGUAGAGGGGCUGGUGUGUGCACAUAUGUGCACAGCUCAGGACAGAGGCUCCCUAGACUUGGGGCGGGGGCACUAGGGCCCCAACUCUAACCCUCGUUCUGCCCUGUUGACCUCUGCUCUCUGGACCAAAAAUGGAGGACUCAGUCUAGACUAGUUCUUAGGGUCUAGGAGCCACCUUAAGUUAUGUUUAUAUGCGAAGGCCAUUUUUCUGAGAGGCCAUAGCUUUCAUCAGUGUGCCAAAAAGCGUGAGAUCCUCUGCUCUAAAAGCCUCUGCCCCAGCGCUGCCUAGUUUCAGAGCCCCCGAUGGCCUCACAUGGGGUUUUAGAGCAGGCAGAGAAGCUGCAAUGGGGCCACCAGCCAGUCCUCAGAGUCCUGGGUUAAGGCCUCCUCUCCAGGAGGCCCUGUUUAAAGGUUUUCUCUGUUGCCUGGAGGCAGGAGUGAACUUCUGAUCCCCUGUCUUCCCACAGGCCCUGUGUCUUGCUCAGUCCACCUGACUCUGCUUUCUCAUCCUAGGCCUCAGGUGGGUGGCAGGCCCUUUCCUGCUUGCCCUCUGCCCUCCCUCUCUCUGGCCCUGCCCAGUCUCUGCCAAUCUGUGUGCCUCCCAGGAGCCGGGACACUCCCUGAGUCCUCUGGGAGCCCUUAAGCCACACUGAGAACACAGACCCUCGGAGAAGCAGCCAGCAGUGAGGAAUCCUGGAACCCCUUCCCAGGGAGAGCCUUCCCAUGACCCCCAUGAAGAGAUCAGUGCAAACACAGGUGUCAGAGCCCUUCACGGAGUCCUGGGGUGAGGAGUCCCUGCCGGAGCUACCCGCAGAGCAGUCCCUGACGGAGUACUCUGACCUCGAGGAGGCUCCCUCGGCACACACUCUCUAUGUGGGCCAUCUGAACCCCCAGUUCUCAGUGCCAGUGCUUGCUUGCCUGCUGCGAGACACCCUGGAGCGGCUGGAGAUGCCGGUGGCACGGGAGCACAUUGAAGUGGUGAGGCGGCCGCGGAAGGCCUAUGCACUGGUGCAGGUGACUGUCCACAGGGACACCCUGGCCUCCCUCCCCUGGCGCCUGCAGACGGCCCUGGAGGAGCACCUAAUCCUCAAGGAGUUGGCAGCCCGUGGGAAGGAGCUGCUAUUGAGUGAGGCCCAAGGGCCCUUCAGCCACAGAGAGGAGAAGGAGGAGGAGGAGGAGGACAGUGGCCUGAGCCCUGGCCCCAGUCCAGGCUCUGGUGUCCCGCUGCCCACCUGGCCUACACACACACUGCCUGAUAGGCCCCAGGCCCAGCAGCUGCAGAGCUGCCAGGGCCGGCCCAGUGGCGUGUGCUCCGACAGUGCCAUUGUGCACCAGCAGAUCGUGGGCAAGGACCAGCUCUUCCAGGGUGCCUUCCUGGGCAGCGAGACCCGCAAUAUGGAAUUCAAGCGGGGUAGCGGCGAGUACCUCAGCCUGGCCUUCAAGCACCACGUGCGGCGCUACGUGUGCGCCUUCCUCAACAGCGAGGGCGGCAGCCUGCUCGUGGGAGUAGAGGACAGCGGCCUGGUGCAGGGCAUCCGCUGCAGCCACCGUGACGAGGACCGCGCACGCCUGCUGGUGGACUCCAUCCUGCAGGGCUUCAAGCCUCAGAUCUUUCCCGAUGCCUACACUCUCACCUUCAUCCCUGUGAUCAGUACCUCGGAGACCAGCGUCCCCCUCAAGGUGAUCCGCCUGACCGUGCACACCCCCAAGGCCCAGAGCCAGCCGCAACUCUACCAGACAGACCAGGGGGAGGUGUUUCUGCGGCGCGACGGGAGCAUCCAGGGCCCGCUGUCUGCCAGCGCCAUCCAGGAGUGGUGCAGGCAGAGGUGGCUGGUGGAGCUGGGCAAGCUGGAAGAGAAGAUGAAGGCACUGACGAUGGAGAAGGAGCAGCUCCAGCAGCAGCUGCAGCAGCACGGGCCUGUGUCCUGCACCUGCUGUGUCCUGUGAGGGUCCUGAGGAGCAGGCAGGACGGCACGGCACUCUCCACCUGAGACCCAGGGAUUUCCUGUUUGAGUGUAAGGCCAACCAGUAAAGCCCAUGCGGGCCGCUGAGAGGCGGACAGGGACUCCUUCAACAUGGCACAUGAGCAGGCACCCAUGUGGCUUCAACCCUGACAGACCCAUCUGUGUAGCCAAGAAACUGCUCUCAGCCCUGUCCCCAAAUGACCUUACUUUCAGAAAGAAUGCAUAAAACCCUGCCCAGAGCUCCCCUAGGGCUAAGCUAUAAGGGAUUGUCCUUCUCCCUAAAACGCUCAUUUGGCCCAGGCUGAGGUCUGUGACUCCAGUUGGCUACACAGUGCCAGAAAGGAAUCUGUCAUCUCAGGAAAGCCCCUCAAAGAUGGCGAGGCAUAUUUGAUGACUGUGGUUACAGGGCAAGAGGCCACCCUGCAGCCCCCACCCCUGACUUGCUGGAACUUGUGACUGUCAAAGCUCCAUUAAUAAAUUACAUGCACCUGGGACAAGAA
This is a messenger RNA of Pan troglodytes (chimpanzee), 2649 nucleotides long. It is a transcript of the gene SLFNL1, whose product is annotated as schlafen like 1. NCBI's taxonomy places the organism in Eukaryota, Metazoa, Chordata, Mammalia, Primates, Hominidae. The record is from RefSeq and is a predicted model, not a curated record. Bases 909 to 2132 code for a protein of 407 amino acids. The transcript is spliced from 5 exons.